This is a messenger RNA of Phodopus roborovskii (desert hamster), 2514 nucleotides long. It is a transcript of the gene Tmem200c, whose product is annotated as transmembrane protein 200C. The transcript has 2 exons. The coding region runs from base 616 to 2514 and encodes 632 amino acids. Lineage: Eukaryota; Metazoa; Chordata; Mammalia; Rodentia; Cricetidae. The record is from RefSeq and is a predicted model, not a curated record.
GGGGCGGGUGAGCCCCCGAGAGCCAAGCCGGGCUGGGUACCGACUGCCAUCCUGCCGCAAUUUCCCUGUGUCAUGGCUCCGGUCUCUUAGCAACAGCCGCCAGUCCGGCCGCCCGGAGCAGCCGCCGCGGGCUCAACUCCACCCGGCGGAGCCCGGCGCGCCGCAGCCACACAAAAGAGGCGCAAGGCCGGGGAGCGCGCGGCCGCAGGGGCCGGCGGGGGACGCGACGGGAGGGGACAGUGUCAUCCAAGGAGGCGCGCCCGAGGGAAGAAGAGCUCCGGGAGGCACGCGGGCUACGGAGGACCUGACACUUCUUGGAAACUCUUGGAAAUGGCUCCCGCCACCGCGCCAGAGGGGACUUCGAGCCCCUGGCGCAGGUUCGUCCCUGCCGAGCUGUCCAGCCGCUCUUGCGCCCGGGGCCCCGGGGCGCUGUCCCUGCGCUCCGCCGUCGGCUCGGGCUGAAAAGUUUCUCCAUGGUUCUUUGUGUUUCCCGAGCUGCCCCGGUCUCCCUGGGAGGAGGUGACCAGGCAGCCAGAGGGCAUUUGGCGCUCCCCACUACGCAAGCUUCGCCCCAGGCCUAGGGGCUAGCCCUGAACUCCCCCAGUCCAGUCCGCCAUGAUCGCCACCGGUGGCCUACUGAGGAUAUCCGCCCGCAAGCAGGAUCCGCUCCGGCCCCCCAGCCAGGUCCCUAAGCGCAGGAGGAAAGCCAAGAAGAGGCGCAAAAACGACGUGGUGGUGGUGAAAGGCAAGCUAAAGCUGUGCUCCGUCUCGGGGCUCAUUGCCCUUUGCGGGAUCCUAGUGCUGUUGGUGGGCAUAGCCAUGGCCGUGGUGGGCUACUGGCCAAAGGCCAACGCAGCCAGCAGAGGGGGCAACAAGCAGCUACUGCCUGUGGCGGGUAGCCAUCGCUUUGGGGCCGCUGGCAACAGCAGUAGUGGCCGCAAAAACCCGACCAAGAGCCACUCUGGGACCCCAGGGGGCUUUAACUCCAGUUCCGUGGGCGGGCCCAGGAGUUCGCCUCCUCCUAGAUCUGCUGCCACAUCUUCCUCCUCCUCCUCCUCCACAUCGGUGGGCUUCUUCUUCCGAAUCGUCUCAGGCUACUUGCACUCUGACAAGCUCAAGGUCUUUGGGCCCCUCAUCAUGGGCAUUGGCAUCUUCCUCUUCAUUUGCGCCAACGCGGUGCUCCACGAGAACAGGGACAAGAAGACCAAGAUCAUCAACCUCCGGGACCUCUACUCCACUGUCAUCGACGUGCACAGCCUCCGCGCCAAAGAUCUGGCGGCGGCAGCUGCUGCAGCCACCGCAGCCGCCGCUUCCUCCUCCACCGCCGCCCCCGGCUCUGCGCCCCCCAGGGCAGCGCCGCUCAAUGGUUUUCUCAGCUAUGUGCAAUCCCGGGGCCUGGAGCUGAAGCCUGGCAGCUGCACCGGCUCUGCAGACACCUUCGGGGCCACUGCAAUGCUGGCCAGAGGCUCAUGGCCCCACCCCUCCGGGCUGGCCGGAGGCGGCGGUGGGACUCUGGAUACAGGGUCCCAGCCGGACCUGGCUUCAUCUCCGCGCUGUCCGCGGGAGCCCCCGAGCCUGGCCGAGGCGGUGUACAGCAUCUACCGCGAGCGCUCCAGCGGGGCUGGCCGGCGCCGGACCACAGUUGCCGCGGUGGCCGCGGCCACUGCCACUGUCACCGCGGCCGCCAGUGGCAGCAGCAGCCCGGCGCCCUGCAGCCCAACCGGGAGCUGGGGGCGCCAGAGCACCGCCAGUUCCCUCGUGGGCUCCUCGCUGAGCGCCUUCGCGCUGCUGCCUCUGCAAGGGGACCGGGACAGAGUCGGGGACUCGGAGGGAGCAAGUUGCAGCUGGCACAGGCCGCCCGGGGAACGCGGCUCCCGGGGUCUCCCGAGGGGAGAACUGGACCUGAGCCUGACGGACCUCCGGGGAACCGAGGGUGCGGCGCGCUGGGCGUCCAGGGAGCCGGAGGAGCCCGAGGGCGCGGCGACAGCAGGCACCGCCAGGGGGCAGGGCGGCCGCCUGCCCAGGACCGGCAGGUACGCGGCCUGGCGGCGCCGCAGCACCAGCGGGCUCCUGGACUACCGGGUGCAACCCUCGCCGGAGCCCCCGCCGUCCCCGCGGGCGGCGGACCUGGACUCCAGCCCUCCUCCGGGUGCAGCCGCCACGCCCUCGCUCCAUCUGCCCCGCGAGGACUCGCCCCGGGUCCGUCGGGACUCCCACAGCUCUCAGUCGGAUGAGCAGUCCAGCAGCAAUAAGGGCUACACCCCCCUGAGGGAGGCCGACACCUCGGCGGAGUCGGUCGUGGACGUGGUGGUCAAGAAAGGGCUAGAGUGUGCGGACACCACCGAUCCCGGUACGGAGCCUAGCUCCCCGGAGGGUCCCAGUCUUGAGACGACUAGUGAGGAGCAGCCUCUGUCUGUGCAGAGGCUGUUUACAAACAAGGAGAAACUCUUUCUGAUUUCCAAGUCUCACACCCCAGAAGUAGAGGACCCGGAACUGGAAAACUCUUCCACCUAG